Messenger RNA from Panicum hallii, 3640 nucleotides. Its product is annotated as pentatricopeptide repeat-containing protein At1g80150, mitochondrial. The coding region runs from base 149 to 1504 and encodes 451 amino acids. Gene Ontology annotation, cellular component: chloroplast. The record is from RefSeq and is a predicted model, not a curated record. Gene Ontology annotation, molecular function: protein binding. The transcript has 2 exons. Lineage: Eukaryota; Viridiplantae; Streptophyta; Magnoliopsida; Poales; Poaceae.
ACGCAGCAGCUCAGCCGCCGCCGCGCACACCUCCCUCCCUUCUCCCUCACCUCGCCGCCCCCACGGACCACGUCAAUGGCCGCCGCCGCUUCCGCGCCCUAGAAUCGCGUCGCCCGCCGCUCCUUGCCCCGGGAUCGAGCGAGACCAGAUGCUCUCUCUGGGCGCCAUCCGCAAGCUCUGCGCCGCAUUCGACGCCGUCGCGCUCACCGUCAUCGCCGCGGGGCUCUCCCGGCCACCCACAGGCCGCCACCCCUUCUCCUCCGCGCACGCGCACUCCCCACAUCCCGCGGAUUUCCCCACCAUCGCUGCCUGCCGCGCCGCGGUCUCUGCCUCCAAGGGUAGCCGUCGCCGCUGCCGCAGGCAGCCCUCCCCCUCCCCCGCCGCCGCCGCCAAGGAGGAGCAGCAGCCGGUGCUGCUCAGGAUCAAGCACGAGCUGGACCCGGAGCGUCUGUACGAGCUGUUCAGGGCUAAUGCGCACAACCGCCUGCUGGUGGAGAACCGCUUCGCGUUCGAGGACACGGUGGCGCGCCUGGCAGCUGCUCGACGGAAUGACCUCGUGGAGGAGAUCCUCGAGCAGCACAAGGCGCUGCCCCAGGGGAGGCGCGAAGGGUUCGUGGUCAGGAUCAUCGGCCUCUACGGGAAGGCCAGGAUGCCGGACCACGCUCUGCGGACUUUCCAGGAGAUGGAAAUGUACGGGUGCCGGCGCACAGCCAAGUCGCUCAAUGCUGCCAUGAAGGUUCUGCUACGAGCAAGGCUCUUUGAUGAGGCCCUGAGUCUUUUUGAGGAGGGAUCACAGAAGUAUGGCGUUGAGCUGGAUGACAUCUCGUAUAACACGGUGGUGAAGAUGUUGUGUGACAUGGGGAAGUUGCGUGCGGCUUACAGGGCUAUGCAGAAGAUGGAGGAGGCAGGCGUGCGACCAGAUGUCAUCACAUACACGACGCUCAUGGCCGCAUUCUAUAAGUGUGGCCAGCGUGAGAUUGGGGAUGGUUUGUGGAAUCUCAUGAGGUUGAGGGGUUGCAAUCCGACACUUGCCAGCUACAAUGUGAGGAUCCAAUUCCUGAUUAACAGGAGAAGAGGGUGGCAGGCAAAUGAUUUGGUGCGGAAAAUGUAUGCAGCGGGGAUCAAACCAGAUGAGAUCACAUACAAUCUAAUUAUCAAGGGUUUCUUCAUGAUGGGUGAGCAUGAGAUGGCCAAGACGGUGUUUGGCACGAUGCAUGGAAGUGGAUGCAAGCCAAACAGUAAGGUUUACCAGACAAUGGUCCAUUACCUCUGUGAGCAAAGGGACUUUGAUUUGGCAUUCAGGUUGUGCAAGGAUAGCAUGGAGAAGAACUGGUUUCCCAGUGCCGCUACUAUUGGCCAACUGUUGAAAGGCCUCAUGGCAAUCUCAAAGGAUAGGAAUGCAAUAGAGACAAUGAAGUUGGUUACUGGGAAAAAACCUUCGUAUUCAGAUGAUGAAAUGAAGGUCUUCAAAGACAUAUUGUCUCAUGGGAAGACUGGAAGAUAAGUUGAUGACUGGAUUGGAAAAUUUUGCUGUAAAUCCACCACAUGUAACUGUAAGGCUGUUGUUGACAUUCUUUUAUCACUUUGUUUUCACAAUCAAGUUGAAAUGAGGUAGAUGAAGGGGUUUUGAAUAAUGAUACAUCCUCCUCAGAUAGCAAUUGUUCUGCUUAAAAAAAGUUAGUAUAAGUUAUAGAGAGCCCUUAGCUCUAGUAGAAAUAUCAUGAAUGGCAAAGAUUUUAAGAGAUGAAGAUUCUGUACUAUACUUUCAAUUGUCUAAUGUUUUGAAAUUUUAUGAAAAAGUUUAUGUUCAAAAUAAUUGAACAUAACUACAUAAGAAUGUUUCAAAAUCCAGCUGUGCUGAAUGUUGAUGAAGUAAUGAAGUAUUCUGUGCAGUAUACCAAACUAUGUUUGGGAAAAUCUGAUCUUGUUAUAUCUUUUCCCACAAUGUUAUUCAGUCGUCCGACUAAUCGCAAUUAAUCUCGAUUAGUCGUCCUAGUCGGUACUGAGGCGACUAGGUAAAACCCCGAUUUGUUGGACUUAUCGCCCGAUUAAUCGCGAUUAAUCGUCCGAUCAGGACCUUAUCGGUGCCAUGGCGACUAGGUUCGAUUAGACGACCGUAUAACAUUGUUUUCCCAUUUUGUCAUCUCAUCAAAGUAGAAGUUUGUCUACUCGUUAGAACAAGACAUAUUUUUACUAUGCCUCAAAGUUUUUCUACUGUAAAUAGAUAAUUCUUUUGACUUCGUUGAAAAGGCAUGUGAUGUAAACCAAGUCAUUUGAAUUUAUUUCCUUUUUUUAGGAGCCACAUAUUUCCUGUUAAAAAAUAUCUUCUUGACAACACUAUUCGAAUUUGUAACUGGUCAUACCAGUUUUCAGUUACCAGAGUUACUACUCGUCACUGAAUGACUUAAAUGUAGCUGAUGUGGCAUGGUACUUGAUACAUCCACCUCUUCAGCGCAUCAGUUCAGAUUAGUUAUUAAUGUGCAUUGCUAAAAGUAAAGUAGACUAAUCUAGCUAGGAUUAUUUAUUAUUAUGGUUCUUAGAUCUGUGAAGUUUUUGCACUUAGGAGAUGCGAUAUGAUGUGAAUAUUGAGAUUCUUAAUAUGAUUGAAAUGAUAGACAUGUCAUGGGAAAUUCUACAUUACUUUUCUGAUUAUUUUGGUGGGUUAGAAUAUGGCGUAGCAGUUUAUCACCUAUCUUUCUGUCAUCAUCACUUUGAAAUCCACAAUUCUACAUUGUACAUUUUAUCAUAUUUUUGCCAUUAUGGGGGCAGCUCUUUAUCCCUUAACCGUGUAGCUUGAAGUUUUACUACCUGCUAUACAUUAUCUUUUAGAUUUUUUUGGAAGGUUUCACAUAAGUAACCUCAGCCUCUCAGGACAGAAUCCUGCAUUCUGGUGAAAUGUGAAAUACCAGCGAAUAACUGAAAGUAAAAAAAAAGAAAUAAACUUAGGUUAUCUAUACGAAACCCUUGUCUUAAAACAUUACAUAGUGCUUGUCUUAAAAAUCCCAAAUGGUUUUCACUGUUCUUGAAACAAACUAUGAUAUACAUGGAUCCUGCCAUCCUGGAAAUCCCAUUAUAACAUGUUGAUAAUCCUUAUAGAAAACAUUGCUGAUAAACAAGCCCUUUUAAGACCCUUUCAUUUCAAUGUUAAUUGAUACUAGCGCUAGUACUACCUUAGGUUCUUCUUUCUUUUCAGCUUGCAGUCUCUGACAGUAUUUGACAUGCUUGACUGGAUGGGGACAAGAUCAAGGAAACAAAUAAAGAAAGCAUAUGACAGUGGAAAUUGCGGGAUGGGAUUGUACACGUUCGAGCAACAUCGACAUCGGAAUUCAGAAUGGCUGGAUGUCCUGAGGUGGGCAUUCGGAAAACCCCAUCUGUUCUGUUGUUUGGAAGCCUUGAAGGGAAGGGCGCAUAUGGAAUGGACACCUUGUAGCGUAGCUGUAUACUGCUAGCUCUGGUACUGUGACCAUUUACUGCUAAGCUCUGAGGCAGUGUAGCUGCGUAGCAGUGCUAUCAUCUCGGUGCACCUGUAAAUUUCCAGGAUCACUCUUUAGGCUCUUUCUGGUUUGUGUUUGUUGUGGAAUAAAAAUUGCAUCAUCUAAAGUUUCUAUUGAUCUGUGGUCAUGCCCUUGUUUAUGCUUGA